CGAAAACAAUCCCUUCCAUCUGAACACUCUCGGCGGUGUCUACCCGGCGGUCCAAAUAUUCCGCCCAUAGUUCUCAUCUACAACAAUCUUCCUAUCCAAAGACUCAAUUUCGGCACUAGCGGCAGCGUCCGAGAAGAGAAGGCUCUUAGGCGGGACAUACGGAGCGUAAUGGCCAGAACCAUCGGCAGCGCAGAUUACGACUUGCUCCAAAAGAUUCCGAUUGACCAUAGCCAGUUGGACAUGGAUAUCCGUCCACUCACAUCGGAGCUCUUCACGUUUCACUCUUCAUCUCCCGGCGGGGGCUACUACGCUCUCCACGAGCUCUGCGACUACGGCACCAUGCGCUACCACAUCCUCAUUACGUGCAGUGACGAGACGGCUUCCUGUAUUGAGAAGACGCUCCUACUAGAAUGCAAAGCCUCCAUGAGCCGCGACCUAAACGACGACGGCCGCGAAGACGCUAUAUGGAGGGCCUGGCGCGACCUGGAACAUCUUUGGCAUCCCGUGGUCAAAGCGGACUAUCUCUCGCAGAUGCGGCAGAUGACGUCGGGGGCAACGACUCCGAACCUCAUUGCCAGGAGGGGCUCACCCUUCCCCCACGGACGGAAGAAGACUCUUGUCAAGCUCCACGUCUUCACGGUGGAUGGCACGAUUGCGACCAAGGAACACCUCGAAACGCUCAGAUGGCCCCGAUACGACCCUCUGCCGAACACCUGGCCGAGCCUUGCAGUGUUUGGCCCCACACAUGUCACCCUGGGCCCAUUGGUGCACGGGCGGCUCGGCAAUCUCGUCAUCGCUGGCGGCUCGCGAUACCUCUUCAAGUCGCUGCAGGGCUUCUUUGACACCCAGUACUUUAUCCGGCUCGUCGACAAUCUCGUCAAGCUCCAGGGUUCGCCGCGAUUCCCGGUUCUGGCGGGUUUGGCCGAGUCCGAGGAAGGAGAUGGAAGGAUCGACGGACUCCUACGGGAGUACGUCGAGGGCGAAUUUCUGGACGCAAUCGAUCCGACGGAGAAGGACCGGGCCACCAGACAGAAAUGGAAGCGGCAGAUCGUCGAAGCGGCUGAGAUCACCCAGAGAGUUGGUGUGGCGUGGUCGGAUGCGUGCGUCUCAGAUAUAUUCAUCAGGAGGGAUGCGGAUGGAGCGGAGAAUGCCCUCGUCUGUGGUGUCGGUAGUAGGAUCCUCCACACUAUGGGAUCCGGACGGCUCUUAGAGCCUGAAAUCGGAGAAGUCCGGGGCUUGGAGGAAAUCAUGAACUACAUUGAUGAUAUCAAUGGCGCCAAUUGA
Molecule: messenger RNA, 1284 nt
Organism: Tricharina praecox
Lineage: Eukaryota; Fungi; Ascomycota; Pezizomycetes; Pezizales; Pyronemataceae
Exons: 1
Coding region: 169-1284 (371 amino acids)
Source: RefSeq, a predicted model, not a curated record